AUGUCCGCCGAGUUUGAGGACGUUCUCACCAACCAACCGGUCGUGAUUGACAAUGGCUCAGGGACUAUAAAGGCAGGAUUUGCAGGCCAAGAUCAUCCGAAAUGUUUCUUCCCGUCUUUUGUCGGUCGGCCAAAGCACAUACGUGUCAUGGCAGGUGCCCUGGAAGGGGACGUCUUCAUCGGGAGGAAGGCACAGGAGUUCCGUGGGUUGCUCAAGAUAAAAUACCCCAUGGAACACGGGAUUGUUACGGACUGGGACGACAUGGAACGGAUAUGGAGCUGGGUUUACGCUGAAGAGCUUGGAACACUGAGCGAGGAGCAUCCCGUACUAUUGACGGAGGCUCCUCUGAAUCCUCGGCACAAUCGAGACGUCGCCGCGCAAAUAUUCUUCGACACGUUCAAUGUUCCUGCUCUCUUCAUCUCUGUACAAGCUGUCCUCUCACUGUAUUCGUCGGGUCGGACAACAGGUAUCGUACUAGACUCUGGCGACGGCGUGACACAUGCCGUACCCGUGUUCGAAGGCUUCUCAAUGCCGCACGCUAUCCGGAGAGUUGACGUGGCAGGAAGAGAUGUGACAGACCACCUGCAACUACUCUUGAGGAAAUCCGGGCACCACCUACACACUACAGCGGAACGUGAGGUCGUCCGGACCAUCAAGGAGAAAUGCUGUUAUGUCGCUUUGAACCCCGCCAAAGAGGAGAAGGACUCCCUCGGUCGAAACGAAGAAUUCCGGUUACCUGACGGAAAUACGGUUCAACUUGGGCCAGAACGCUUCCGCGCGCCAGAAAUCCUGUUCAACCCUGAGCUCAUUGGGCAGGAGUACGCUGGCGUUCACCAAGUAGUCGUCGAUGCCAUCAACAGAGUGGAUCUGGACCUCCGCAAGAGCCUCUUCUCAAACAUCGUCCUUAGUGGCGGUAGCACGCUAUGUCGUGGCUUUGGUGACCGCCUGCUGAACGAGGUGAAGAAACUUGCGCUGAAGGACGUCAAGAUCAAGAUCUACGCGCCUCCAGAACGCAAGUACUCUACUUGGAUUGGCGGUUCUAUCCUGGCCGGUCUCAACACGUUCAAGAAGAUGUGGGUAUCAGCAGAGGAAUAUCAGGAGGAUCCCGACAUCAUCCACAAGAAACUCGGGUUCUGA
Rhodofomes roseus is the source of this 1137-nucleotide messenger RNA. RefSeq names its product actin-like protein. The transcript is spliced from 9 exons. The record is from RefSeq and is a predicted model, not a curated record. Lineage: Eukaryota; Fungi; Basidiomycota; Agaricomycetes; Polyporales; Fomitopsidaceae. Bases 1 to 1137 code for a protein of 378 amino acids.